This is a messenger RNA of Parnassius mnemosyne (clouded apollo), 1383 nucleotides long. Lineage: Eukaryota; Metazoa; Arthropoda; Insecta; Lepidoptera; Papilionidae. The record is from the annotation of a GenBank genome assembly.
AUGGCCAGUGCUUCCCAUAAAGACCUAAUUAAAAAACGUGGAGGCCUUAAAGCCAAACUUACAUCAUUUAAUAAUUUUUUGAAUCUUAUAAAAGAUUUGGUUGUCUUGUCUGAGCUACAAAAAUCGGAACUAGAAUGCCGGCUUAGAAAAAUUGAUGCGGUAUACGACCAAUUUGACGCGUUACAGAUGGAGAUUGAGGCAUUGUCGGAGCAGGUUGAGGACGAAUACAAGGAACGCCUCCAAUACGAAGAACAAUAUUAUUCACUCCUUGCUUUGGCGCGUAGUAUGAUGAAUGCUGCUACUUCAUCAACGUCUUCUAGGGCAGGUUCCGUGACAGACGACCACGAAGAUAGCUGUGCACCUAAAUUCCAUCUACCUGUCAUCAACGUGCCGCAGUUCAGCGGUGACUUUCAGGAAUGGUUGGAAUUUCGAGAUACGUAUCUUUCAAUUAUCCAUAAUAAUAAUAACAUCUCAAACGUACAUAAAUUUCACUAUUUACGCGCAGCUUUGAAGGGUACUGCGUCAUUAAUAAUUCAAAGUUUAGAUGUAACAGCAAACAAUUAUCCAAUUGCAUGGCAAUUAUUAACGGAGCGAUAUGAUAACAUACGUCUUUUAAUCAACAAUCAUAUACAAGCCUUAGUAAAUACGAAAAAUAUAUCCUCUGAAAGUAGUUUGGAAAUAAGAAAUGUUAUUGAUGUGAUGAAUAAAAAUUUAAGAGCACUUGCAACAUUAGGUGAACCUGUCGAUCACUGGGACACAAUUAUUGUUUAUGUAAUAUCAAAAAAAUUAGACCCAGUUACGAAUCGGCUAUGGGAAGAAUACAGAUGCAGCUUAAGUUGUAACUCACCAAGUUUACAACAAUUCAUUAAAUUUUUAAACAAUAAGUGUGAUGUAUUGGAUACAUUGAAUGCGGGAGUAACUAUUCCUAUUAUACAUAACGUCAAACACUCAAAACUUCAAUCACACCCUUUAACUUAUAAUAAUAAUAAUUACAAUAAUUCAUUUAGCAAAAAAGAGUUAAUAAAUACCGACAAGAAAAAUUAUAAUAAAAACAUUACAUGUCCUAUGUGUUCACAAAAUCAUUUCUUAUUUACAUGCCCUUCAUUCAUUAAACUUGAUGUAGAUUCUCGUAUAAAAAAAGCCACCGAAAGUAGAGUAUGUAUGAAUUGCUUACGUCCAGGUCAUGUCCGUAACCACUGUAGAUUAUCAAAUUGCAAGUAUUGUAAUUCUAGACAUAAUACUCUAUUGCAUAAAGAUAAUUUCCAUAAAGACCCAUCUUCUUCUAAUGUAGCACUUUCGACAAACAUCAAUUCAUCUUGUAACACUGCUUACGUCAUAUUAUCUACAGCGUUGGUACGUGUAAAAGACAAAGACGGAAAAUAA